Molecule: messenger RNA, 3177 nt
Organism: Synchytrium microbalum
Lineage: Eukaryota; Fungi; Chytridiomycota; Chytridiomycetes; Synchytriales; Synchytriaceae
Exons: 8
Coding region: 1-3177 (1058 amino acids)
Biological process (GO): positive regulation of GTPase activity; Ras protein signal transduction
Cellular component (GO): plasma membrane
Molecular function (GO): guanyl-nucleotide exchange factor activity
Source: RefSeq, a predicted model, not a curated record
AUGUCCUAUUUGACCAAAAUCUGUGAAAAAUGUCUAGGCACGGCCCGAGUGCAUACUGAUGCCGCACAAGAACAUUUAGAUGAUCCAGCGUGCGCUGGAUGUGAAUGGUGCAGAGACUGUGUUGGUGGAAAAGUCGUCGGAUUACCAGGUGCAGGAAUGUCGCGACCUGGACGGCCAGCACCUGUUCCUCCAGGAGGAAAUGCACCUUCCCCUGCACCGUCCCCUCAACCUCCAGCAUCGACUGUAUCGUCAUCGACCAAUAGGCUAUCGCAACUCCCACAAAGUGUACCUGAAGUGACAAAAGUGUCGAACGGCCAUAUACAAAGCAAUCUGGCUUCUAUUAUGAAUAUGGGGAAGAGCACAUCGUCAUUGACUGACAGACCUGCUGGACCUAUGCUUACACGGUUAGCUCCAUCCGAAGGUGGGCCAACUAGUCCUGUUGCCCUCCCAAUAUCAUCACCCAACGAUGCUGCUACUAUUGCUCUAGCAGCCAUAGCAGCUCAAAUUAAACAACGUAGUGCCAUAAUUGACGAGUCAACCAUACCGUCAAGUCCAACUACCGGCAGUAAAUUUUCAUUAGCCAAGGAGUCUAUUAAAGAAGACUCAGCAGAGAAGGCCAACACCAAACCAACUCUUCCUGCAUCUGUAACAGCCAGUUUAGCUGCAUCAGCAUCACGACCGACGUCAAGUCAUGGCAGUCUGCAUAGCCCUACAAAGGGUGGUGAAAAGAAACCCGAAUCUCCAAGUACCACCUUGCCAAGUCCAAAAGCGAUUGAGAAGAAGCCAGACAUAAUUCAAAAGAAACCAGAGACCCUGGAGAUCAAGCCAGAAAUAAAGACAACGCCUCCCACAAUACAAAAGCCAGCCGACAAACCAACCAUAGUCACCACUGAGCCUUCACCAAAAUCAAACUCUUCGCCGUCAACCGCAAGUGUAGGAGGCAGUUCAGCCUCAUCCUCGUCACCAAGCACAAAUUCUACAUCCAGUGACUCCAAGAAACCAACCAAAUACACAGACAGUGCUACACGACAAAAAAUCCCAAUAGACGUUACAAGUGCUUCAAGAACAACACGACGACAACGUCAAAAGACGGGUGAACAAGAACUAACAGAAUCAACUAGCUCUGAUUCCCUAGGCAAAUCCGCAAAUGCUGUCUCUCCCACCGCCUCAGAGUCAUCAUCAUCAGCACCUAGUCCUGAACGGGCAAAUGUGGGAGUCUUUACACGUCGAUUAGCAGAGAAGUCUGCUUUGGGUGCUGUCUUGUCUAAUCCUGUAUCAGCGGAAACGUCUGCUCCACCAAGUAGUUUUCCAUUAACGACUACGUCACCAUUGGGUGUUACUGGCUCUAAUUCUCAACUGGCUUUAUCGUUGAGAGCUGGUCCAAAGGGUGCUUCAGUCAACUCGUUAAACUCGAAUGGAUCAUUGAGUAAGAGUACGCAGAGUCUGGAGGGGAAACAAAUUGGAACAGCAACUCAACGAUUGACAAAACGUGCAUUUAAGGAAUGGUACCCAGCAUUCGUAGCAGGCAAGUCGUCAAGGCGGCAGUCCUUUGGGGAAUCCUACGAUUUCAACCAAACGAUUGGACUACAUUCGCUCUUUGGAUUACGAGACUCUGCCGAAACAGCAUUGACACGCAUAAUGUGGGCUGCCAAGUGUUAUGAGAUUGCCAAGCAUGAAGUCUCAUGGGAGGAACGAUCAGCCCAGCCUGAAACAUAUGAUUCCGAUGAUGACGACGAGGAUUUCGUAAUGCCAGAACGUUCAGUGAACGCCAUGCCAGAGGACAAAGUGUUUGGAAUCACAUACGCCAGUGAUGUUUUGAAUGACAAUAAGGUGGCAGCUGGAUCGAAAACUCAACUUAUUGAUGCGCUCAUAUUUCCACUUCAGCAAGAUAACCAGUACGCUGAAGCUUUCCUAUCAACAUACCGCUUCUUCUCAUCCGCCCAAACCAUCCUCACAUCGCUCCUUGGAUGGUACAAUGUCAUCACACCAAAUCACUCACUAGCUGCCAAUAGUACCUUCAAAAAGGCUCGUAAAGCUAUUCAGCAACGUGUCAUCAAGGUGCUGAUUAUAUGGGUGCGAAGACACUGGCAUGAUUUCGAGACUUUCCCUCAAGUUGCUCGACAAUUGAUGAAAUUUGUUGAUCAUUUGAAUGCCGUGAGUUUCAGUGAUGGUCAAAAGCUGGGUGUUACUAUACGGGAUCAGAGAUUGAAUUGGUACACGAUGCAAUACAUUCCACCUUAUUGCAACAACUACCCCGACCCGAAAUCAUUCGACGUAUCAAAACCAUGGGUGAUAUCGAUGGAGAAGGACCUAUUCGCGCAGAAUCUGACCUUGAUAGAACAUUUCAUUUUGCAACAUGUUCAUCCCGACACGUAUAUGUCUGUGCUGAAGGACGGUGUGCCUCGUCGUGGUGCAGGAUGGAGCUCAGCACUGAAACCAUUGUUGGCUGUGGUGUCGUGGUUUAGACUAUUGUCCAAGUACACUACGACUGCGGUAUUGAUGGCAGAAAAGCCAAAGGAGAAGGCUAAAGCCAUUGAAAAGCUGAUUAAAGUCGCCAAGGAAUGUCGACAACUAAACAACUUCAACUCUGUGUUUGCCAUAAUACAAGGAUUGAAGAGAGCUGCCGUGAUAAGACAGCAGCAAGGGUGGGAAGCUGUUGCUACAAAGCAUUUAGACACCUUCCGUCAAUUGGAUGCCUUGACUGAUCCUUCGAACCGAUUUGGCAAUUAUUGGGCAGAGUUCAAAAGCAAAGAUGUGCCGGCCAUUCCAUUCUUUGCCGCUUACAUGCACGACUUGCAAGAACUCCACGAUGAACCAACACCACUAAAUAAGAUGUCCGUCAUCGCCGAGUCAAUUGACUUUACCCGCUUCCAAGAGAUAUACAGUGUCAUUGCCGAAGUGGAGGGUGCCAGAUGCUGUCUCUACAGAGAGAAAAUCCAUAUGGAGAACGACUAUACUGGCUCCUUGUUAAACCACAUGAGGGACAUCACGUUUAGUGAUGAAGAUAUCGUCAGCCGUAUACCACUUACUCCAGUGUCUCCAGAAAACAGCCCUGGUCGUGGAUCUAUAGUAAACAAGAAGGGAAGAGCAGCAACACCUUCUCUGCAACCGUCGCCUUCUGGUAAUAGUCAGGAUACCACCAACAAGACUGAGUGGGGUGGAAUAUCUGCUCAGUAA